Messenger RNA from Prunus avium (sweet cherry), 1096 nucleotides. Its product is annotated as protein ABIL2-like. The record is from RefSeq and is a predicted model, not a curated record. NCBI's taxonomy places the organism in Eukaryota, Viridiplantae, Streptophyta, Magnoliopsida, Rosales, Rosaceae.
UGCUCUUUGCCAUCUCACUAGUUUUUAUCUGCUAUUUCUUGUUUGCUUUCUUUCCGGGAAUUUAUAGUAAAAGGAAAGUAACCAUACUGUCUUGUUGUGCUGGUUUCUGAUUUUCUGACUCAAGUGGCAAAAUGCAGUCUGUCCCAAAAAAAGCUUCCCACCAUGAUGAUGAACUCUUCAUGCAGCAGAGGGUGCGCUUUUCAGAGAAUCUGAAUGAACUGAAGAAUCUGAGGAAACAGUUGUACUCAGCAGCCGAAUAUUUCGAAAUGUCUUACAGCAAAGAGGACCAAAAACAAUUAGUGAUGGAGACCUUGAAGGAUUAUGUCCUCAAAGCAGUUGUCAAUACUGUGGAUCACUUGGGUUCAAUGGCCUAUAAGGUCAAUGGAUUUUUGGAUGAAAAUGUCACUCAAGUCUCACAAACUGGGCUUAGGUUGUCUUGCAUUGAACAGCGACUAAGGACGUGCCAAGAUUUCGUCACUCAAGGGGGUGUCUUCCAAAAUUCUUUAGCCUUAAAGUUUCCCAAGCACCACAGGAGAUACAUCUUUCCAGGCAAUUUUAUGUUGGUACUUUGGUGCUCAGUGGGAGUAGCCGUGGAUACUGUUGGCCAGUCUGCAUUGAGACAAAGUGCUGAAGAGGAUUUGUAUGAGAUUACAGCAAAAACAAUGAGGGAGAUUGCUCCAACAAUUGUCAGUAAAGAGCCUUCUGCAUCACACCCUGCGCAAUCUUCACCUGGAGCAUUUCAGUUCACAAGAAUUUCAGCCAAACAUGAGAAAAGAACGGUCUCACCGCAUCGGUUUCCACUUCCCCGUUGUGGCUCUCUUGUUAAGAGAUCAAGCACUAUGAACUCUUCUUCUACUGUCAAACAGCGGUACAUGUCGGAGCCCCGAACCAGGAGAUCAAUUUCAUUGUCUCUUCAUGCUGAAAGAGACAGGACCAAAGACACUGAUCAGCACUCAAGCAAAAAUAAACAUUUGUUUAAGGCCUUGCUUAGCAUGCGCAAGUCUAGAAAGGAUGCCACAUUGUACAAAUAUUUGGAUGAGAAUUGAGAGAACAAAACAGAAAGAGGUAUCACGAAGCCUAUCAGAAUUUCAGUUUA